AUGAAUGUUCUUGCACUUGGUGCUGGCCAAGAGAUAGGUAGAUCAUGCAUAGUAGUCAACAUUAAUAAUAAAACAAUAAUGUUUGACUGUGGUAUGCACAUGGGCUACAGCGACUCGAGGAAAUUUCCAGACUUCCAAGCUCUUAGCAAAACCGGAAAUUUUGACAAAAUCGUAGAUUGCAUUCUAAUCUCCCACUUUCAUCUGGACCACUGUGGUGCUUUGCCCUAUUUUACUGAAGUUCUAGGCUACAAGGGGCCAAUAUACAUGACAUAUCCUACAAAGGCUGUUCUGCCCAUCUUGCUGGAGGAUUGUCAAAAGAUACUCUCAAUGAAGAGCCACGACUCCAACAUCUACUCGUUUGAAGACAUCAAAAAGUGCAUGGAGAAAAUUGUUCCGAUAAAUAUGAAUGAGACGGUUGAGGUUUCAAAAGGUUUCACAAUUACAGCAUACUAUGCCGGACAUGUGAUUGGUGCAGCCAUGUUUUACGUAAAAGUGGGCGACCAGAGUGUUGUGUACACUGGAGAUUACAGCACCACAGCAGAUCAACACCUUGGGACGGCAUGGAUUGACACACUUAGACCCGAUCUGAUGAUUACCGAAUCUACAUAUGGAAGUGUCAUAAGAGAUUGUAGAAAGGCAAAGGAGAGAGAGUUUUUACAAUCUAUUCACAACUGCAUUGAAAGAGGAGGCAAGACAUUAAUACCUAUUUUCGCUCUUGGGAGAGCACAGGAGAUCUGUCUAAUUGUUGAGUCUUAUUGGGAAAGGAUGGGGUUGGAGAUACCCGUGUAUUUUGCGGGCGGGAUGACUGAAAAGGCAAAUGAAAUAUACAAAAGAUUUAUUAAUUACACAAAUGAAAGUGUCAGAGAAAAAAUUUUAGAAAAAAAUGUGUUUGAAUUUAGCCAUAUAAAACCAUAUCGUAAAGGAAGUGAGCUACAAGGCCCUUGUGUAAUAUUUUCAUCCCCCGGGAUGUUGCAUUCUGGAACUUCGCUAAGGAUUUUCAAAAAUAUUUGCUCAGAUCCUCGCAAUUUGGUUAUUUUGCCUGGAUACUGUGUCAGAGGCACGCUUGGAGACAGAGUUUUGAAUGGAUCGAGGAAAGAGAGGAUUGAAAACGAAGAGAGGGCAAUUAACUUGGAGGUGAAGAAUAUUGCGUUCAGUGCACAUGCGGACACAUGCGGGAUAAUGAAGAUCAUAGACCAAUGUAGGCCUAAAAGCCUAAUGCUGGUGCAUGGUGAAAAGGCAAGGAUGAAAGUACUACAGAAAAACAUCAGGAAUGAAUUUCACAUUCCUGUUUAUAUGCCGCCCAACGGCGUAGUGCUGAGCAUCUCUACUAAUGACACGGUCAAGAUAUAUCUUGAUAAGCAUGUACUUAGAAAAUACAUUGAUCCAGCCAAAAGUAGCCAGCCAAUCAACCUGAUUGUUGAUAUUGAGAAGAGAGAUGGCCAAUUGUGGGCAACCAGUGUCGAUAAGUACAUUAUAGAUAGCUACUCCACUGCCCAAGUAGAUACCUCAGAUAAAAAUAUGACUGAAGACAAAGUUCAAUGA
Vittaforma corneae ATCC 50505 is the source of this 1542-nucleotide messenger RNA. RefSeq lists its product as uncharacterized. Gene Ontology annotation, cellular component: nucleus. NCBI's taxonomy places the organism in Eukaryota, Fungi, Microsporidia, Nosematidae. Gene Ontology annotation, biological process: snRNA processing. The transcript has a single exon. Bases 1 to 1542 code for a protein of 513 amino acids. The record is from RefSeq and is a predicted model, not a curated record.